AUGCCGUCUUCGCGCAGGCAUCGCCGCUGCAUUCUGGGAACUUUAGUGGUGGUGGUGGCGGUUUCUGGGUUUUGCAAUGACACGCGUGGGUAUGCUAUGAAUUCCGGUCAGCAUGAGGCGACAGAGAUGGCAAUGUCGAUCCCGCAUCCGGAUGACGUCACUGCCCUGGUGGAGAAAGUUGAAAGACGAGCGCGCUCUCUUUGGCAUGGCCAGCAUUGCCAGCACGCCAAGUGGAGUGAUCCUUUGGCUUUGGCUGGCUUUGCUGCAUUCAUAACUAUAAGCACUGCAGUUGCUGCGAUCUUCAACGAAGCAAGGGGCUGCCGGGCAAACGCAAGUUGGGGAAGACCAAGGAGGGCGAUGAGGCCAAUGAGGCGUGCUACAUCAGGGGAACUUGCAGUGACGCUUGCCGCACUUAAUCCUGAUCUUCCUGGGCUCUAA
Molecule: messenger RNA, 438 nt
Organism: Symbiodinium natans
Lineage: Eukaryota; Dinophyceae; Suessiales; Symbiodiniaceae
Source: the annotation of a GenBank genome assembly